ACAAUUAAAUUAAUUUUACAGAAUAUUAUACUAUAACAACUAUAUGUUUUUCAGUUUUUACCAAUAUUCAUCAACAAAAAAUAUAAUUUUAUGAAGAUAAACAUUUGAUUAUUGAUAGUAGUCGAGGAAGGCUCCUAUUAUAAUAGUAUUGUAUUGUAGUUAUAAUUUAAGGUUUUGAUUUAUUAUUGAUAGUAGUCGAGGAAGGCUCCUACUAUAAUAGUAUAGUAUUGUAGUUAUAAUUUAAGGUUUUGAUUUAUUAUUGAUAGUAGUCGAGGAAGGCUCCUACUGUAAUAGUAAUAUAAGAAUACAUUUAACUAUUGAUAAGUAGUCGAGGAAGGCUCCUACUAAUUUUAAAAUGAGUGUAUUAAAAAAAGUUGAAGAAAUAGUCCACUUCAUUCAACAAAAAUAUCCUACAUUGGAAUUUGGCAGCAUAAGUGUAUCUCAUGAAGCGAUUAGUGAUAUCAGUAAUGUGAUAUUCAAGAAAGGUAAUUGCAAAAAAGCUAAAAAGAAUUUAGUUAUGGCAUUGAAUAACCCUAAUUCAGCUCUGAGAAAAUUGUUAAAUAGUAAUAUUGAGGAUGAUUUACACUUUCAUAAAAUGCUUCUAGACAAUGGUUAUUUAAAAAAUGAUUUUUGUACUUAUAAGACAGAGGUUGUUAAUUCAGUUUGUAAACUAUUAAAAAUGAAAUGUAAUCGUAAAAACCAAUUCAGAGUAUUUCAGCGUUGUCAAAAGAGUUUUGGACUAAAUGAAGUAUCUGUUAGUCCUAAAGAAUUAUCUCAAAGAGAAAUGUUUAUGUUAGGUCAAGAAAAUGAACUAAAUGAGAGUACUUUGGUGGGUGUUAAGAGAAAAUUGUUUACAGAUGAUUUUUCUAAAAAAGAAAACAAUUAUACAUCCAAUGUUGUUGUAGAUGAUUUGGACAUGGGUUUGAAUGAAAAAAUUCUUGAAAUCAAUAAUAAUCCUUUUCAAAUCGAAGAUGAUUGCUGUAAUACAACGGAAGAAAUUAUAAUAGUCGGGUAUGAAAUACAAGUUUAUACCUAUAAUAGGUAUGGCUAUAUAGCCUAUAUAGUAUUAUAGUUGAAUGAUCGAGGUGAUUACUGAUAAC
Messenger RNA from Aphis gossypii (cotton aphid), 1100 nucleotides. RefSeq lists its product as uncharacterized. Bases 356 to 1072 code for a protein of 238 amino acids. NCBI's taxonomy places the organism in Eukaryota, Metazoa, Arthropoda, Insecta, Hemiptera, Aphididae. The transcript has a single exon. The record is from RefSeq and is a predicted model, not a curated record.